AUGGAUGGCGAGGAGGCUUCGCCUUCGGACAUUCCUGGAAGUGAAGUCGUGGCCUUAUCUGCCGCUGAGCCGUUUGAAACUCCGUCUGCCAGUGUGACGCCCUUGCGCAUACCUGCUAGCCAUCCACCAGUAACACAGUUGUUGAGGAAAAAUAAGCCAGUUUUAAGGACUCUGUCCCCUCGCUGCAAGAACUGUAGUAUCCUUGCUGCUGAGCUGAAGGUGGUUAAAGAUCUGCUGGAAGCCGAACGGAACAAUACACUCAAACCGUUGCACUCUUCAACCAGCCGAGAAAAGGCAGUGAUGUACAAGAGGCGCAAGUCGUGUUCACCAUUGAAAGGGCCGCAAUACUAUAAACUGGUAGAAGAGUUCAGGGAGCACACACAAGGAUGCAAUGCCACACGGAAAACCAGGGAGAAUGCCCGCCAGCGAGCUAACCACGUCCUUUGCUUCUUGGAGUUCAUGUCAAAGCCCGCUGUUCCACAUGUGAACCUUCUCUUUCUGGAGGACUAUGGUCGUAUCAGAAAAUUUGCAGCCCAUCUGGCCGAAAGGAACUUUAAACCGACGACCAUAAAAAGUUACCUGACAGAUGCCGUCGCAUUUGUGAAGUACAUCAUGAGUAUGUCACCAGAAGUGGUUAAAAUUGGCAUGAAAAGCCUAGAUGCCUUGCUUGUCGAACUACGGGCGAGGAUUAGGGACGUUGCCAGAUCUGUGGUAGGGCAACAACUGGCCCAGCGCCACAAAAAGUCUGAUCAACUGGUGAAUGCGACUCAUCAUGCGUGGUUUAUUGAAAACGCUCCAGCAAAGAUUUCCUCUGUACUUGAAUCUCUUGAGAAACGUCCUGCAAAAAAAAAAAAGCAGAGGAUGUUUUUCGGGCUCCUGAGUGGUUACAUCGUGGCGUUGACCGGCCACAGAAAAGGCGUCGUGCUCAAUAUGACGCGGAAAGAGGUCCAAGCAGCAGACAAAUUGAAGAAUGGCCGUCACAUCAUACGGGUGGAACAGCACAAGACGGGUCGCUACUUUGGCCAGGCGGCCAUACCGCUGGAAAAAAAUGAGUACUCCUGGUUCCUCAGAUACAACUGUCUCCGGUCUCGCAUAGAGGGAGGUCUAGAAGCAGAAACCUUCUUUCACACUUCCAGUGGCACAGAGUGCCUCAAGCUCCAGGAAUACUUCAAAGAGGCAUGGGACUCGUUGGAGUUGGGAAAGGCUCCGAGCUUCAACCUCCUCCGUUCCUCUGUGGCUACUUAUUCAAAGAGGCAACUGGGCUCUAAGGCGUACAAACGAGUGGCGGCCUUCAUGUGUCACGAUGAGCACACGGCAAAGAAGUUUUAUCAUGUGGAGGACCCGGCGGCUGAGGUAUUUAGAAGCAGACAUCUUUCCAUCAUGGCAAUCAGCACUUAUGCUGUCAAGGAAAGUAAAGCUCAGGGCUACAGAGCCACAGAGGACACGUGCAAGGUGGAGGACCGGGGCAGUGAGGAGGACCAGGACAGUGAGGAGGACCGGGACGAGGAGGACGGGGAAGACCGGGACGAGGAGGACGGGGAAGACCGGGACGAGGAGGACGGGGAAGACCGGGACGAGGAGGACUGGGAGGACCGGGACGAGGAGGACGGGGAAGACCGGGACGAGGAGGACUGGGAGGACCGGGACGAGGAGGACUGGGAGGACCGGGACUGGGAGGACUGGGAGGACUGGGACUGGGAGGACUGGGACGGGGAGGACUGGGAGGACCGGGACGGGGAGGACCGGGACGAGGAAGACCGGGACGAGGAAGACGAGGAAGACCGGGACGAGGAAGACGAGCAUGACCGGGACCAGGAAGACCGGGACGAGGAACAGGAGCAUAAAAGUGCAGAACAGAAGAGGGACUCCUCCAAACCUCUCGCCAGAAAGCGGCCUUCUAGUUUGGAAGUGGAACAGGAGAGCUUAUCCAAUCCUCCUCUCCUUAAAAGGCCCAAAACGGGUGGGAAGUGCCUUUUCAAGACCAAUAGGAGGGGCUCCUUCAGACCGAGAGAAACAAAAGUGCAGAAGGCCUCAAGUCUGCAGACCCCCAAGGUGUCCUCGCAGCAUGACAGAAAUGAUUUGAGGAAGAUGGGUUUUCCACCAGACGGCUCUUUUGGAGAACAAGGGUCAACUGAAACCGUAAAGACAAGGCACAGUAGCAAAAGACUUUCCUAAUGUAAUAUGUUAUAACAUAAUAGUUUAUAUAAUGGUAUAUAAUAGUUGUUAUUGCAUGCUGGAUGCUUGGAGUUGCGAUUUUUCCCC
Molecule: messenger RNA, 2262 nt
Organism: Etheostoma spectabile (orangethroat darter)
Lineage: Eukaryota; Metazoa; Chordata; Actinopteri; Perciformes; Percidae
Product: neurofilament light polypeptide
Exons: 11
Coding region: 1-2175 (724 amino acids)
Biological process (GO): DNA integration; DNA recombination
Molecular function (GO): DNA binding
Source: RefSeq, a predicted model, not a curated record